Oxyura jamaicensis (ruddy duck) is the source of this 3801-nucleotide messenger RNA. Its product is annotated as acyl-CoA (8-3)-desaturase-like. Gene Ontology annotation, biological process: lipid metabolic process. The record is from RefSeq and is a predicted model, not a curated record. Lineage: Eukaryota; Metazoa; Chordata; Aves; Anseriformes; Anatidae. The transcript is spliced from 12 exons. Gene Ontology annotation, cellular component: membrane. Gene Ontology annotation, molecular function: oxidoreductase activity, acting on paired donors, with oxidation of a pair of donors resulting in the reduction of molecular oxygen to two molecules of water. Bases 912 to 2342 code for a protein of 476 amino acids.
UACAAAGGAGUUUAUAGGCUGUAAGAACUCAACAGAGAUGCAGAGGGAUAUUUUGGGGAGAUAUAAAAAGUUACCUCCUAAAUAUUUCUUUAUAAUGUGAAGCCCAUGGGCCCAGCUGCUCUAACCAAAGUAUCACUUCUUAAGCUGUCCAUUUAGCAACUGGGCUGUGGACAAAAAGAUCAUCUUCAAAUUCUUUGCUACUCCAGUGAUGCCCAGCUUGUACUCCUACAAGUUAAAGCUGCCAGAAUGCCUGAGAAAAACCCUCCUCCUUGAGGAUUAAUUCAUCAUGUUUAGAACUGUAGAAACCUGAUCAUUCCUAUAUUUUUGGAAGGUUGCAGUGCUGCAUGCUACAUCACUGUUUUGCUGAAUAUCUUCUUUUAUUUGUUCGAUUGCAUCAGAAAAUAGUGUUUCAAUUAUUCCUGAGAACAUCCUAACUUCUCCAUUCCUGAGAAGAAUGUUGAUUUGGGGGAAUCCUUCCCAUUUUUCUCUGCACUCUGGACAUUGAUUCUUCUCAGAGGAGGUAACAAGAGGUAUAUUUUAAGCGAGAUUUUCCCUGAUUGUCGGAGAGCCCAGUAAGCACGUCUUGGGAACAGAAUGAGCUAGGUGAGGAGAAACAAACUGGUCUGACACUCAAUAGUAGUGCAUUUUUUUAUGUCUGGAUUGCAGUGCAGUGGCCAGGGCAGGGAAGAGGAGGCUGAGUCUGUCUGUCUGCUUGUUUGGAAAACAGGCAAAGCCCAGAGGGGCUCUGCCUGCAUCCAGGCACACUCUUCAACACUUCUGUCAUUUCUCUCAGGGCUGAAAAAACUGAGAGAGGCGUGGGCUGGGGGGGCGGGUCGGGGCUUGACUCAUCCCUUAUACACCUGGGGAGACACAGGGCAGGGUGGUUGCCUUUGAGGAGAAGCAACAGGAGGAUGGUGCUGCUGCAGGGCGAUGGGGACUGGGUGGCUGGGGACCGGGAACAGGAUGAGAAACAGGACCAGGAUGAGAAACAGGACCGGGACCCAAACCCAGACCCAGUGGUGGCUGCUUCAGCCCUGUGGCCCCGCCGCUGCUUCACCUGGGAGGAGAUCGCACAGCGUUCAGGUCGGGGUCCGCCACCCCAGGACCGGUGGUUGGUGAUCGACAGGAAGGUGUACGACAUCAGCCACUUCUACAGGAGGCAUCCCGGGGGUGCCCGGCUCCUCAGCAGCCAUGCCGGGCAGGAUGUCACGGAUGCAUUUGUAGCAUUCCAUGUUGACAAGCUGCUGGUGAACAAGUACUUGAAGCCACUGCUGAUCGGGGAGCUGGCACCAGAUCAACCCAGUAUUGAGCCCACUAAAAACAAAAUGCUCGUAAAAGACUUCCGUGAAUUGCGUGCCAGUGUUGAGAAAAUGGGACUUCUGAAGCCAAAUAAACUCUUCUUCUUCUUGCACCUUGCUCACAUCCUCCUGUUGGAUACUGCUGCUUGGCUCGUUCUCUUCUACUUUGGAACAUCCUUAAUGCCCUUUAUUGUCUCUCUGGUGAUGCUGACCAUUUCUCAGGUCCAGGCUUCAUGGCUACAACAUGAUUUAGGACAUCUCUCAGUCUUCAAGAAGACAAAGUGGAACCACUUGCUGCAUAAGUUUGUCAUGUGCCACUUGAUUGGAGCAUCAGCCAAAUGGUGGACUCUUUUGCAUUCUCGACACCAUGCCAAACCCAACUGCUUCCAGAAAGAUCCUGAUAUUGAUAUGCACCCGUUCUUGUUUACUUUGGGGAAGAAAUUCUCUGUGGAGCUUGGAAUCAAAAAGAAAAAAUACAUGCCAUAUAAUCACCAGCACAAAUACUUCUUCAUUACUCUUCCUCCGCUCCUGUUUCCCACCUACUUCCACUGCCACACAUUUUAUAUUGCAUACACAAAGAGGUAUUGGGCGGACUUGGCCUGGAUGCUGACUUUCUAUAUCAGAUUCUUUUUUACCUAUGGAUCGUUAUUAGAAAUAAAGAGCCUCCUGGCAUAUUACUUUAUAUUCAGGAUGCUGGAGAGCAGCUGGUUUGUCUGGGUUUCACAGAUGAACCAUAUCCCAAUGGAUAUUUACUACGACAAGAAUUUGGACUGGGUGUCUACCCAGCUCCAGGCAACAUGUAAUGUUGAGCAGUCCCUGUUCAACGACUGGUUUACUGGGCAUCUGAACUUUCAGAUUGAACAUCACCUAUUCCCCACAAUGCCAAGGCACAACUACUGGAAGGUGGCUCCUCUUGUGAAGUCUUUGUGUGCCAAGCAUGGCAUUGAGUACCAGUGUAAGCCGUUGCUCACCGCCUUUGCAGACAUUGUGCACUCUUUGAAGAAUUCAGGAGAGCUCUGGCUUGAUGCCUACCUACACAAAUAGGAAGACAAAGUUUGAUGGUGCCACAUAUAGACUACUGUGUCUUUGUAUCCCCAGUAAGCUUAGGAGCAGGGACAACGAGGGACUCUAAGGAAGAAUAAAAUGGAUAAGAACUGAAGGAAAUUAUUCCAGUCGAUGUGAAGUUAUCUGAAUAUUUCUUUUGUUCUUUCCUGAUAUUUUGGUUCAGAUAUGUUAAAAGUGAAUAAGGCCAGCAGGAGCUGAAUGGUUAGGUCAGGGAUAAAGUUUUUGUUAACAGUGUCUGAGUAAACAAGGCCAAGAAGCAGUUCUGAGCUUGUGUUCAGGUCAGAUCUAUGGACUGGUGUAGCUGCACACACAAAUUCAUGCCAGUCUCCUGAUACAAUGUUUCCUUACUUGAAGUCAUUUGAAAUUGCACAGGAUUUUGAAUUAGCACGGUGUCCCAACAAUGCACUUACAUAAUAAUAAACUACAAAUUACACUUGGAGUAUAGCAGUUGUAAUAUGGAGUUGAGCAACAACAUCAGUGUUGCUCCUAUUAUUGCUCUGUAGAGUAUUCUCUUUGCCACAACAGGUGUUCCCAGUUGCCAGGAAAAAAUACAGUUCAAGCUCAUUUCUUUUUUCAAAAUUUUUUUAUUUCCUUUUUUAGCCUCCUGCUUAGGUACUCUUUGGAGCAUUCCUCACAUGUGUGUUUCUUUGAUCCGUUAUAUUUUACGAAUCUGAUCCAAGCUCUUCGAUCAGUAAAAUGGCUAACUUUAUUUUGUAUUUCUUUUUGAAGGAUUUUGGGGGAAUUAUAGCAAAGGGGGCAUUAGUAAGUAGUAAGCACAGUGAAAGUCAGCUGCUAAUAUAAAAUAUUCAGAUUGGUUUAGUGUUCUCUGUCCAUGAGCUAUAUUUAUGGUUAUUAGCCAGAAAGAUAAAAAUAACAGUAUUAUUAUCCAGUAGUGUGUAUGAGUAAUAAAGUAAGAAGUAAUGCAACUGAAUUCCUGGAACUAGAACUUGCAAGUAAAUGUGUAUUAGUGCUAAUAAUUUUCUAGUAAGAAAUAAUCCUAGUUUCAUUAAGGGAAAAAAGUUUGCAUUCUCUUCUGUUUAAUGAAGGCAGAACCAGAACAGAUUCUAGACGCUGGUAUGCAGCCAUACCAGCUUCCCUCUUGAUGGAAAUGCUGUGAUAUUGGCAUUGUUAGCGCCCAGUACACUUCAAAUAUAUUUUCACACUAGUACAAAAUGAACUAUGCAUUUCAACAUUAAUCAUCUUGGAAGUGUGUGUGGGGGGUGGAUAUGUUACAUGCAUCUACAUGUAUGCUUCUGGAAAAAUACCAUCUUCAGUUCUGCUCCUGAGAAGUCAGCUGAGAAUUUCUUGUAAGAGGUAAGAAUUGGAAACAUGCCCUGUAAGUCCUCAAAAUGGUACUGGUUUGAGAAAUCUAAGUGAGCCUUCAUUUGAGGGUGGUAAUGAUGGUACAAAUAUAACAAAGGUAUGGGCUAAUUGAAAA